Ooceraea biroi (clonal raider ant) is the source of this 2355-nucleotide messenger RNA. RefSeq names its product nuclear FMR1 interacting protein 1. Gene Ontology annotation, cellular component: nucleus. Lineage: Eukaryota; Metazoa; Arthropoda; Insecta; Hymenoptera; Formicidae. Gene Ontology annotation, molecular function: RNA binding. Gene Ontology annotation, biological process: box C/D snoRNP assembly. The record is from RefSeq and is a predicted model, not a curated record.
GCGAACCGAGAGAGAGAGAGAGCAUGCCUGGAGAUUCCAGCCUUCCAGGUUGGAGUACCGGCAUUAGGUUCAAUUAGGUUCGGAAGUACGGUCAAUUGCAGUUAGAUUUACUCGGGCAGUGUGACAUAUCCGUCGCUUACAAGUACUUGUGCCGAGAUACGUGCGUAAUGUCUCAUUCGCUCGUACGCAAGAGAUACGCAGCAGUUAGUUUCUGCAGUUAGCUCCUCUCAGUACGUAUAUCAUAAUUCGUUGAGCGAAUUGAGGAACCGUGCAUCCUCGUGGCGUUAUAUUUACGCACAUGUAACAUCGCGAACAACUAUUCGGCAGUGCUGGAACGCGUAGGUUCGUGCGGCGAAGGAAACGGCGCAUUAGUUUCUAACCUCUAGUUGCACUAUUAUUUCCGGAGAAGAGAUUCCGCGGGAAUAAGGGAGGAGCGAGUCGAAGAGCAUGAGUCCGUUGAACAGAGGAUCGCUCAUGGGGCCGAGGAUGCCAGGGGCCGGUGCACGACCACUUCCGCCGCCUAGAUUCGGCAUCGGGCCUCCGGGCACGCCGCGGAUACCGCCGCCACCGAUAAAUCCAUUCGGCCACAUGCCCAUGCGGAAUAGGUUACCGCCGCCAGCGAGGUUACCCGGCGGCGUAUCUCGGCCGAACGGCAUGCUGCCGCUGUUUCCAGGUGGCCCUAGGGCACGUGGUAUGGCACCUAUCGUGCCACCGAUGGUGCCACCACGUGGAGCCGGGCCACCACGUGCGCCUCCCCCGCGACCGUGGUUCCGGAGAAUGGCGCCGAUCCCGCCAAUGCCGCCAGUGCACAUACCGCAUAUGCCGCACGUGCGACGCAGAUUCAAUGCAGAUAAUGGAAAUGUCAAGGGCAAGCCGAUGAAUAAUACAAGGAAAGUCAACAAGCUCGAAGAAUUAGAAUUAAAAAAACCAUGGAUGACCGAUGACAUCCGUAACGAGGUACAAAAGAAAAAUAAACUGUAUGCUAAAGCAAAAAAAAACAAAAAUGCAGUAGAAUGGGAAGAAUUUAAGGAUCUCCGAAACAAAGUAACCAGGAUGAUAAGAGACGCAAAAAAUGAGUAUUUUGCCAAGCAUCCUGAACAGGCCCUUCUGUACCCAGAUGAUGAGGAUGAGGAAGAUGAAAGUAACAUCGUUUCUGAUGAGGACACAUCUUGUCGCGAGAGAGUAUGCAAUAGAGAGUUUCCACCCAAAGAAACUGUCUUCGAAGAUGGAGAUCACACAUGUGGCAUCGAUGGAUGUACCUAUACGGCGAAUUCCUUACUAGUUGAGAAACAUAUGCGUGUGGAACAUGAUAAGCAUAUUCUUGUGGUAUAUCAGGAUCCGAAGAAUACAAAUAUGUCGACAUCGGUUGUUCAAUACAUGAUGGACCGAAGAAGGAGGUUUCUCCAAAUAAGAAAGAACUUAGAGGCAAUGGAGUCAGAAAAAUUAGAAAAAAAGGAGAUAAAACAGACUUGUAAUAAAAAACCAAAGAAGACAACUAAUACGCGCGAGAAAAAAAGCAAGAUUCGCAAACGACGUAUACGCGAAUUUGAUAACGAUUCUGUUUGCACAGUCGAUACGUAUAAAGGUUUGCGUCCGUUUCCUGGAAUAGGAGAGGAAGAGGAAGAUAAAACAUGUUUAUAUAUAGACAAAGAAAUAGAGCAAGCAGAUUUAUGUGAAAAAGUUAUUUGCAAUCUUUCGGACGAAGAUGUGCCACAAAUUAUAAUACCCGAAUCCACGAAUGCGUCUGUACCAACGUUAGUGGCAGACUAUGAAGAUGGGACAGACGAUGAUGAACCUCCAGAAGUAUUACCAAUAAAGAAACUUAAGACAUAUCUUCAAGAUGAUAAAACAACGAAGGAUGCCGUUAAUGGAGAAACUUGUGGCCAAAUUAAAGAAAAAACUUCCGACGCUCUACAAAUUUCUACGCCACCUACAGAUGCGGAAUGUACAGAUGCAAAUGCCAAAUCAAACAAAAGAUCUCGAAAUGAUAUUGAUAAAUGUCAGGAUAAACAGAAAAAUAAUAAAAAGCAGAAUUGCAGGGAGAGAACAGCUAUUAACAAGAAAAAUGAAAGCAAUUCGCAUAAAUAUCAUAAUAAAUUCCUAGAAAGCUUGCUCUCGCGUGACAUCCAACAUGAAAGAAAUUUAAUUUGUCAAUGUAUGAGAUAUAUUAUAGAUAAUAAUUUUUUUGAUUAAAAACGGAUUUUUGUAAGAUUUCUCUAUUUUGUUUACAUUCUUAACAUUUCUUAUUCUGUGAUAAACAUCUUUCAGUGCGCGAGAUGUAAGAAGCAAUUGCAUGUGUAUAUAUAUGUAUAUUUCUUUUAAUGAUUAUUUAUAAUAAAACUUUGCCUCAAAGAA